Bombus terrestris (buff-tailed bumblebee) is the source of this 8018-nucleotide messenger RNA. RefSeq lists its product as uncharacterized. Bases 623 to 2389 code for a protein of 588 amino acids. The record is from RefSeq and is a predicted model, not a curated record. The transcript has 6 exons. NCBI's taxonomy places the organism in Eukaryota, Metazoa, Arthropoda, Insecta, Hymenoptera, Apidae. Gene Ontology annotation, cellular component: nucleus. Gene Ontology annotation, biological process: response to unfolded protein; regulation of transcription by RNA polymerase II. Gene Ontology annotation, molecular function: RNA polymerase II transcription regulatory region sequence-specific DNA binding; DNA-binding transcription factor activity, RNA polymerase II-specific.
AUUGGUGAAAUGUUUUCAUUGGUUGAAUACUCGACUUUUGUCAUGUGAUCGUUCCCUAUUUAUGUUAAUAUCAGUGAUACUGACUCGAAAUCUUGUGGCAAAACAAUAACAAACUGUAUUUUACAAUUGGAUUGUAUGAAUUUUCGGUGCGUAACUAAAGAGAGUAGUGCAAGAGUAAACAGCAAUAUAUAUCUUUGUUUGUAAUAUUUUUUGCUAAACCUGGAAAAAGGUUGAAUUUACUACAGACACCAAGAUCAGAAAACUUUUUGAGUCAAUGUUGUUGGCUAGGAAAAAUAUUUGCUGACGAAAGUCAUGGUCGUUCCAUUUGAGGGUGGUGAAUAUGUAUACUAUGUAAUUGUGCAGAUUGAGAAUUGUUACUAAUUAACAAUAUUACGGAGUAUGCAAACCAAUUGAAUCCUCGUAUUAGACAGCAUUAUUUAUGUGAACUAUAAAGGGAAUCUGUAAACAUAUACGGAUACCUAAUUUAUUUUUGUCUUUAGAUUUGAACUUAACCAUCGGAUAUAUUUUAUUUUCGUUUGAAAAUUUAAAAUUAAGAAUUUAUAUUGUAAAAUAUAUAGAGUUCAAUAUUAAAAAAAAAAAAAACAAAUUGAUUUAUGUAUUGAUGGGAGAAUCUGGAUAUAUUGAACUAUUUUCGGAGAUUAAAACUAGCUCAAUGGAUGGAAUAAUAAAACAAGAACCAAAUCAAGAAAUGGGUCCUUCCUCAGCAUCAGUACCUAUACCAGGAGGACACAGAAGUACUCGGGGUGUAUAUGAACAAUUUUCACCAUCUCCAUUGACAUCAAUAUGGCCCAAUAGAUCUGAUCACAUAGAAUCACCAUUUAAAGUAGAUUCCGAACAGUUAGAUGAUUUUUUUAAAACAGAGAAAUGGGAAGAUGAUGACAUAUUACAAGUAGAUAAAGCAGAUCUUAUACAAGGACCUACGCUUGCUGAAUUAAAUGCAAAUGACGAUACUCUCCUUGGUGAUUUAAAUUUUGAUGAUUUACUUUUACCAGAAGAAAGAGUUCAACCAUUUAAAAUGGAUGUUAAUGUAGCUCAAUCAGUUGGUCCAUUGUUUAAUGAUAACAAUGUUGUAUUUGCUCCAAGUAGUUUCCCGCAAUCUGGAUCAACAUACCGUAAUAUUUGCCCUACAUAUUUAAAUACACAUGGACUCAAUUUAAACAUAAAUAUCAAUGUUGCUGACAAUUUGGAAACAAUUAGCCCCAAUGCUUUUCCAAGUCCAGGAACUAGUAAUAUUGCAGGUAGUUCAACUGCAAGUUCCUCAACAUCUCUACAUCCUACAAACAAACCUAAUGGACAGUCUGCUCUUCAUGAAUUGUUAAUGAGACGUUGUGAUAAUUCUUUUGAUAAUUCCACUCAUGGUCAGAUGGAUGUUGAAUGUACGAGUAAUAAGUCUAAAGUUUCUAGACUAUCCAUGUCUGCGCCGACCCGGACAAUGGCGCUAGACCAAAUUUGGGCUCGUAGAGAACCACGACCACAUUUAUUAAGUACUGGUAGCCUUGGUGUUGUUGAAGCUGGUUCAACAAGUAGUUUAAGUACUGGAGGUGCACUUAGUCCAGAUCCACUCUAUCAUAUUGAUCCUCUUAGCCAUGAUGAAGGUUAUGAAGAUAGUGAUGAUGACAGUGAUCACUAUGAUGAUUACAGUAGUGAUAAUGAUACCGGUGGUAGCGAUGGUGAAGAUCAAAACACUGGAAGUAGAGUAGGAGGUGGAAGUGUAGAUUCAAAUCGAGAUAGUAAACAUAGUAAGAAAGAACGAUAUUUUUGGCAAUAUAACGUCCAAGCAAAAGGGCCAAAAGGACAAAGACUUGUGGCAAGAGCACGUCUUGAAGAUCCACAUAUUUUAAAUGAAGCUACAGAUCCUGUUUUUAGUCCUCAUUGUGCGCUUCGUGGAAUUAAACACAGUGGAAAAGCUCGAAAAGGCGAUGGAAAUGAUCUUACUCCAAAUCCACGAAAAUUAUAUAGUAUUGGUCGUGAAUUGGAUAAAUUAUCUCGUAUUAUUAAUGAUAUGACACCAGUUUCUGAGUUACCAUUUACAGCAAGACCUAAAACGCGCAAGGAAAAAAAUAAACUUGCUUCAAGAGCAUGCCGUUUAAAAAAGAAAGCUCAACAUGAAGCAAAUAAAAUAAAAUUACAUGGAUUAGAACAGGAACACAAACGUUUAAUUCAAGGUAUAUGCCAGGCUAAGCAAACGCUCGCUGCAAAAUUAACAGAACCUAAUCCCGAAAAUCAAGAAGAGUUGACACGUCAAAUGGAAAAAUAUUGUAAAUUAGCUACCAAAAUACGAAUAGCAAAUCAUUCAACCGAAUUUGUUAAUAAAGUAUUGGAUAAAGUACGUUCUGGUGUCCCUGAUGGUGGUAUUGAUGACUUCUAAUACACGACAGUUAUUUGCUAAAAAUGUUCAUACGUGCGCAUAAAAUAUGCGAGAAGGAAACGAUGUGUAUAAAGCAUAAAUUCAUCGUAAAUCACGAAUUGAAUGCUUCUCAUGGAAAUCGAAAACCAAAAAUGGAAAGUAAGAAUAUUGGUAAUUUGAUUUUAAAUAUAGUUUUAUUAUUUACAAUCAGUUAACAAACAAUAGAUGAUUAUUGUUAGUGUUUUAUAGCAUUGGUUGCGAAUAAUUUUAACAUAGGAUACAUUUGUAUUUUGUGUAAUAGAAUAUUAUUUUGUGACACUAUUACCAAGAGUACAGAUUUUGGUUACACAUUUCUUUUAUAUAAAGUUGUAUACGUUGCACACGCUAUUAGUUUUUGAUUAAAUCUGUGAUAAUUUUGUUAAAUAAUUAUCAAUGAGUUUUUAAUGGAAUAUAUGUAGUCCAUAUCAAAGCAGUACAAAAGCUUUCAACUUUCUAGAAUGUUGGUUCAAAUUGAACAAUUUGAAAUGUACCAUCGAUUCUCUCUCGCUAAACGCUGCAUUCCUAUUUCCUAUCUCUGCUUUUUCCUCUUUUAUUAUGUGUAUAUAUCUUUAUAUAUGUUUUGUAUGUGUGCGUGUGUAUACGCGUAUGUGCAUAUGAAGUAAAAAACAAAGUGCUGAAUAUCGCAGUAUUAUUCCAUAUAGUCAUUGUAAAAUAAUAAUCGUAAAUCAUUGUAAAUUUGAGAAGGAACUUGGAUUUUUUUUCUGUUUUUCUUUACAUGAUGGAUAGAAAGUAUUCACUAAUAAAUUAGCAAUUAAAUUGUAUAUUACAUAUUCCCUGAUUUCUAGUUUGUGAUAUAAAUCUUUCUUAUGUUUCAAUUUGGAAUAAUAUUGCGAAUUUGAGUAAAUUUUUUUUAGUACAUGUAUAUAUACAUACUUGUUAUCUUGUACAUAGAACUUUUUUAUGAUACAUGAAACAUUUGUUAAGAUCACAAGGAAAAUGAUAAUACUAUUACUUCCCAAACAAAUGAAAGAAUAUAUUAAUUUUAUCAAGAAAUGAAGCAUCAUUUAGGAUUUAUGAUAAAAUAUUAUAUAACAAAUAAAGUUUUGCCUUUUUUGGUUUUAAAUAAUAAACAAAACCAAGUUUUUAACUAUACUAGAAGUCAAAUUUACUGAUAGAUCGUGAAAAAUCAUGAGUUGUAGGUAAUUGUCACAAUGAAUUUAUAAGCAAAAUUUCGCUUUCAUCUUUAUGUAGCAAUAUGCUUCUUUCGCGUUUUGGUUUUGCAAUGAAAUUACCUCUUUGAUCAAUAUAUUUAACCUCUGGUAUAAUAAUGAACAAGAUAUAAUAUUGAUAUGACAAGAAAUCGAGGCAAUGUUAAUUUUUAAAUAGUUAUGUAGAUUAUUAUUUGUAAAUAUUUUUUAAAUUUUCACUAACAGAUUUGUAUCUUUUCUUCUGGAUGUUAUUUUGCACUUACAAUUAAAUACUUUAUUUUCAUAACAUGUAAAACAUAAAAAAUAGUCUAUUAUAUCUAACAAGCUUCCAUAACAUGAUAUAUAUACAUAGUAUAUUUAUAACUGUAUUUAUAAUAUAUUACUUAACAUAAUUUUGUUUCAUAGUUUUUUCAUAGUUUCUAAAUACGUGUGAAUAUUAUACAUAGUACAAUAUGUAUAAAAGAAAUAUUGUUAUACCUUUAAAAUACUGUUUUAAUGUUUUUAUAUAGUUUUAAAUAUAUACACAACGAAAUCGUUCCGGAAUUAAUUUUUAUUACAUUAUUACAAUAAUGAAAUAAAUUCACACAGGCUUAUUUGAUUUGAUACUGUUUUUGAGUUGCAAAUAGUACUGCGCUAAAACAUAUGAAGUGAAAAUUUACAAAUAAUGUUAAAUUUCAAUAUAUGUAAUCUUCAUAACUGUUCUAAAAAUGUUUCCAAAUUUAAUAAGCUAAUUGAAUAUAGCAUGACAAGAAAAGUUGACAGAAUAUGAAAACCUACAAUUAGCAUCUAUAAGGUAGAUACUACAUCGAGGUGCAACAUAUUUAUUUUAAAUUUGGUGUAAAAAUAAUAGAUGGAUAUUAUUUUUUUAAGGAUAAAGCAGUUUGUAAUUUGAAAAGCUUAAAUGGUACGUGCGUUUAUUUGAACUAAUUUCAUUAUUUUGAAGAGCAGGAUCUAUAUCUGAACUAUCUUUUAUGUUUUAACUUAUAUCCUGUAUAUAUCAUAUCUCCAUAUGCGCACGCGCUCACACCACAAAGAUAUGCGUGAUUUAUUUGGGAACAUUGGAAUGUUUUGUGAGUGAUAUAAAUGUAACAUUUUUCAUCUUAAAAUAAUAUAACAUAAAAAAAGCAUAUUAAGUGAUGAAGAUAGAUUUUCUUAUAGGAGCAUGUAUGAAACAAACCCCAAAAAUUUAUAAAAAUUUUUAUAAAUUAUAUAGACUUAUCUAUAAUAUGCACUAAUCUAUACUAUAGCACUAAUUUGAAAUAAAUUUGAAGAUGAAAUGAUAAUAUUCAACGUCACAAAAGAUUACAAGUUAAACUUCAAGAACUCAGAUGCAUAUAAACAAUGAGCCUUUGACUAAUUCAAACUUUCUUAAUCACAUUCUAGAUAUAUGUUGAAUUAUUUAGACUUUAAUUAUGUUCAUUAUGUCGAAUAACUUUAUAUGUAUGCGCAUUAUUGUCCGUAUUUCGAUAAAUGCUAUUAUAUAUCACAAUUACUAAAGUAUAGGUUAUUUUGUUUAACGAAAUUAAAUUGAAAUCUUUUUAGGUUCUUAAAAAAAGUUGUUUCAGCUACAGAGAAUAUAUCUUUUCAUAUCAAAUAGCUUUUGCACCAGUUGCUUACAAAUUGUUACAAUGUUCUCAGAUAAAUUAGUUACGCUAUAUACGCAUUAAAAUUAGUUGUGAUUUAAUAUUAACAAUACAUAUUUUUUAUGAUUUUAUUUAAUUAAUGUUAAAGUUUGAAUAGUUUUCUAAAUAAUGAUAUAACUUGUUUUUUUGCUAUUAAUACAAUUCUUUUUGUUUUAAUUUAUAAUUAUAAUUUAUAAAAUACUCUCUGUAGUUCAGCUAACAUUGAAAGUACUGAAAAGUGCUUUCAAAUAUAUAUUUUUAUGAUUUUUAUAUAAUUAAAUUAAUCAACAUUGUUACUAGUAGUUACAUAUUGAUGUGAUUCUAAUUGGUUGAAGGAAGUGGUAGAAGGGUAAUUAGCAUGUUUUAAGCGUUUUAGGUGUUAUAAAAUGUAUGUCACUGUUAAGAUUUAAUUUAUUCGGUUGGAAGAUAUGUAGUUUAUUCAGAAUUCAAAUAAUUUUCAUUGUUUUUAUAUUUGCGAAAAGAUGCCUAAGAAAAAGAUAUUUAAUUUAAAAUAGUGGGGAAAUAUCAAAUGUAUUUGCUAAUAUAAGAUGUAUCUUCGCUAUUUAACGUUGAGUCGAGUAAGCAAUCAAAUUUUUUAGAAAGGAAGAUUCGGAAAUGUUCGAAUGAAGUUUUACAUUGUGAUAGGAUUUGUGAUACUGAAAAUAUUGAUAUAUAUGUAUAGUUUCAGAUGGCUAAUAGUUUACAAUAUAUUUAAUGUUAAAGUUAUUAUUUCUAAGAUUAAGCAACAUUUUUAGUUAAGAACGUAACGUGGCUUAUGAGAUAUUUAUUUUCUGAUAAAGUGCCUUCUUUUUCGAGUCACGUUUUAAUAAGUAUUUCAUUAUUCACACUAACGCUUUAGUUACUCGCGCUAACACUAUAAUUUUUUUUAUAAAUAUUCUGUUUACAUAUAUAAUCUAUUGUCAUUAUAAUUUAUGCAUAGAGAAAAUUAAAUUCGAAGUAAGGAAUUUUACAUUAAAUAUUGAUUAACGUUUGAGCGCAUUAUAUUCAUAGAUUAAUCCUCGGAUAUUAUAUAUCAGUAACUUCGGUAUCUCAAGCCUUACAACUGUACAAAGGUUUAUUCAAGACCUUAGGACCGUUUUACAGUAGUGACUCUGAUAAUGAUUUCGUUUGUACUAAUAGGAUAAAACGAAAAGCAGUCACCACACCGUAAAAUAACUGCCUAAAUACCGUUGUUUCAUUCGUACAUAUACGUGUAUAUAUGUACCAAGCAAUGAGUCACUAUUUCAGUAAUAUUUAUUUAUUAUUUAUUCAACGUCACGAAUGAAACUUUUAAUUUUCAUUUUAUUAUAAUACAAAUGUCCUUUUCGUUGGAUUAAUAUCUCUUUUUCUUUUUUCUAAUUACAUAUAUGUUUUUUAAUGAUAUCUACAAAUUUAAAAGGGGCAGAAAUAACGCUCAUAAAUUUAUACAUAUAAAUAAGUGAUAAAUUUAUCUGAGUAAUAACUAUUCUUAUAAGCAGUGAAAGAUAUCUUUUUGUAUCUAAAGUUCUUAUAUAUUAAGGUACACUUGGAUGUAUUGUAUAUGUUAAAGCUGAAACAAUUUUUUUUUGGGAAUAGAACGAGAUAUUACACACAAUUUAUUAUAUAUAUAUAUACACAAAUAGUAUUUUACAUAAGUAAUCGCACUAACAAUUUUUCAUAUAGUCUCUUUUACAACCCUUUUGAAGUUUGUAAAUUUGUUAGAAAAACGUCUCAACAAUAUUUUUUGUACUUUUGUAUAUCUUUCUCUUUUUUUCUUAUUAAUGCAACACAAUAGAAAUGUAAUGUUUUAUGCAAUGAGAUAGUGACCAUUAGCUACGUAAUUGUUAAUCAUGCCUCUAAUACCUAUUGCUCUCGUGGUCGGAUCGUGAAUGGAGUUGACCACCUGUACUUAGGGGAACACUCUCAAGCAACCCGACUCUACCGAUUUACACUUAAUUAAUUAGAAAAUAUUCUACUACUGGCUCUGAUGAUCAAUCUCCGAUGGCAUGCCACAAAAUAUGUUACUAACUAACAGAGUACGAUAUCUUAUAAAAGAAUAAAUUGAAAUGAAAAGCGGAAUUAUAGAUUUCAUUUCUGAUCUUUUAAUUAGAUUUCGUUUUCGAGAAAGUAAAAUUUGUAUAUUUACCGGAUAUAUAUAUUUGUUUCGUAAAUACUUACUUCUCCUUAGAAAAUGAAACUUUGUUCAAAAAAAUAUUGACCAUUUUCAAUUUAUUUUUAUAUGAAGUAUCCAUACUCGGUGAUAAUAUUAUAAUAUAUUACAUAGCGUCCUGUAUUUUGGUAAUAAUCCAAUUUAGAUAUGGCAAUAAAGCCAUUUUAAGUACUUCUAAAAGAGAAAUUAAAAUUAUCGAAAGAAAAGUGUCUAUUUUAAACAAGCAAAUAUUUUGAACAAAUCACUUUUCAAAAUGAUAUUUUUUGUGGAAUAAAAUUGAAUAGUUACCUGUACCUCUUUCUUUUGAUAGAAUUUCAUAUUUUUAUUACUUUUGUUUGUACAGAUAAAUAUAAAACCAUAUAGAAUAUGUUAAUUGUUUAAUAAUAUUAAACAAUAGAAAUCGCGUUUGUAUGAGAAAAAUAGAUCUAUAAAACUUGUGUGUUUUGUUAUAAAUAUGUACAUAUAUGUAUGUAUAUAUAUACAUAUAGAGUAAGUACAAUGAGUGUUUGCAAAUAUUAAAAAGUUUUUGAAUGAGAUAUUUUACUGAUAAAACUGUGCAUUUUAUUUCUGCAAUAAUAAUUUCUCAUACUUGAAUUUACGAUCAGAGAUAUGUAUUUAAAUGCCAAGACAAAACUGCUGAUGUGUAAAUACCUUUGUCUGUAUCCCUCGUA